Messenger RNA from Impatiens glandulifera, 1206 nucleotides. Its product is annotated as trehalose-phosphate phosphatase B-like. NCBI's taxonomy places the organism in Eukaryota, Viridiplantae, Streptophyta, Magnoliopsida, Ericales, Balsaminaceae. Bases 12 to 959 code for a protein of 315 amino acids. Gene Ontology annotation, molecular function: trehalose-phosphatase activity. Gene Ontology annotation, biological process: trehalose biosynthetic process. The transcript has 6 exons. The record is from RefSeq and is a predicted model, not a curated record.
AAGUUCUCGAAAUGGGGUUUCCACAAUUGAAUGUUGACGACGAGAAUGAACGCGUCAAUUCCAUGCUUUACGAGUCUUGGCUGACUAAACAUCCAUCGGCGUUGAACUCAUUUGAUCAAAUGUUAAACUCCGCACUCGGUAGAAAGAUCGUGGUUUUCCUUGAUUAUGAUGGAACUCUUUCCAACAUUGUCGAUAAUCCUGACCUUGCUUACAUGACUCCUCAGAUGCAAAAGACGCUCAAGAAAGUUGUACAAUGCUUCCCAACCGCGAUUAUAAGUGGAAGGGGACGAGAAAAAGUUCGUGAUUUUGUUGAACUCGAUAAUGUUUGGUAUGCUGGAAGUCACGGGCUCGAUAUAGCUGCUCCCUUGCAGUCUUUUAAGUAUGGUGAUCCAAAACAUCAGACUAGGGUUUUAGACAAAAUGGGGAAUGAAAUUGUUCUUUUCCAACCUGCAAAGAAAUACUUGCCCGAAAUUCAAAAGUUGCUCGUAACGUUAGAUGAGAAGACGAAAGACAUAAAUGGCGUCUUGAUAGAGAACAACACAUUUUGUGUUUCUGUGCAUUUUCGACACGUCAAUGACGAGGACUAUUCUACCCUUGAGAACUUGGUGAAGUCUGUAGUUAAAGAAUAUCAAUGUUUUAGAAUGGCUAAGGGCAAAAUGGUCUUUGAGAUUCGUCCCAACAUGGAGUGGAAUAAAGGCCAUGCACUGAACUACUUCUUAGACACUCUUGGAUUCGGCAACUCGGAUGAAUUUAUUCCAUUAUACAUUGGAGAUGAUCGAACAGAUGAAGAUGCUUUUAAGGCCAUUAGGAUUAGAGGAGAAGGUUUUCCGAUAAUUGUUUCUUCAUCCCCAAGGGAGACAAAGGCUUUGUACUCGCUAAAGAACCCAUCGGAAGUAAACAAAUUUUUAUCGCGUUUGGUCCGAUGGUAUUCGAUCAAGUUUUCGGAAAAGUCAAGCUAGCUAAUGUAUAUAUAUCUACAUCUCAAUAAAGUGUUUUGAUUUCCUUUUCUACAUUUUGUGGUCCAAUAGUAAAUAUAUAGUUAACUAAUCGAUGAAGAAGAAGAGCGUGUUUCAGAUCUAUCAAUAGUUGUUUGAUUAUUUGAAGCGAAAUGUCUUUCAUUGGAUCCUUGUAAUGAAAGAUUUUGUAGUUUCUCUUCAUUUAAACAUAUUUUCAAUAUUUUGAAUAAUAUUAUAAGCCUCUUCUCCA